UUUGUCGGGUUUGGGCGACUGUGCCUUGCGCGCACAAUCGUUCGCCAACUCCACUUCGCACACCUCGGGCGCUUUACACGAAUUUGGUCCAUGGUGGUGACAACACCCCCUAAACCGCCACUACCCCAAGCAUCGAAUAUCUCAACUCUCUGCAGUAUCAAACUCGACGUCAUCUGGACCACUGCGGAGUGAAUAUUUAGUGACAGUUCGAACGGUUAAUUGCUGGAUACCGUAAGACGCGGUGGCGACUGCCGUCUUUCUGAGUCUCGAAAAAACCCAGUCUAUGUGAGGUUAAUAACGCCUCCAGGUCAAGAAAUUCUUCCAGGAGGGGGGUUGACAUCUCGAGGAAACGUCAAAACAAGUUAUUAGAGUCAGAAAUAAAUUUCCCUCCUUCUGGGGUUCAUAUUUGCCAGAAAUUCAAUCUCUAGGGAACCAUUUGAAGAGUCUUAACCUAGUUUUUUCGGGGUAGGGGUAGGUCGGAACCCCCGGGUUUGUUUACGAUUUUGUGAUCUCGGAUUUAAGAGUUCGGAAGUUGGGGUAGUGUCAUGAAUUGUUUUUGGCAGUGAGAGAGUGGAGUGACCUUGUGGGAAGAACCGAAGACCGUGAGAGAAUCGAAGAUGCUGCCCAGGAAGGGAGAGGUUGAUCGCGUGAGGUUUACUUCGAAAUGGAGAAUCGCUCUUGCAACCGUUUGGCUGGUAGCCACGUGUGCCGCUGCCAGCAAUGUAAACGAGCCUCCAAUUUUGGCAGCAGGAGGAUAUCCCAUGGGAUUGCCUCUUUCAGAGACAACCCCUGUCGGGACCAAAGUCUUCACUUUAAAAGCUCACGAUCCAGAAGGUUCGCCUGUCAAAUAUGGAAUUCAAUUAACCGAGAAGUUUGUCGUUGAUUCACAAACCGGCGUUAUUUCUCUCGCAAAAGCACUGAAUCGUGAGGAAAAUGACACGAUUCGGUUCCGGGUAACGUUGGAGGAUCAAGUUCCGGCAGGACAACAACCAAACAUUGUGGGAGUGGACGCAUACGUAAUCGUCCUGGACGAGAAUGAUAAUCCUCCGCAAUUCGAGGGUACUCCUUACGAGGCAGUUGCAGCCGAAGACACUCCAGUUAACACGACAAUUUUGCCUGCUAUCAGAGUCACUGAUCCGGAUUUGAUCGGAGAAAAUAUCGAGCUGACUUGUAUUCCCCAACCACAAUUUCCCGAUGCUUGCAUGAAGUUUGGAAUAGACGAUGUGGAGAAAAGCGAAAACACGUACGUGGGUUCUCUGGUUCUGCGACAGCCUCUUGACUACAAGGAGAGACCUUUCUACCAGCUGCUUCUCAUGGCGAGCGAUGGAACGAACAAUAGGACUACUGGAGUUGAAAUCAAAGUAACUGACAUACAAAAUAGUCCACCUGAGUUUUUGGAUUCACUGACGGGAGUGGUUCGUGAAGAUGAUCCAAUUGGUACUUUGGUCAUGACGGUAAAAGCUCGGGAUGGUGAUAGAGGCAUGCCGAGAAAGAUCGUUUACGAGCUCGUCACCAAUCCAUUCGAUUACUUUCUCCUGGAUUCUACCACUGGUGAACUGAGAACAGCAAAACCUCUGGAUAGAGAGGCUUUACAGGAUUCGACUGGAGUUUUGACGCUGACGGUGAAGGCACGAGAGGUAAUCGGUGGCAUGCCAGGAAACGACGAAUCGACAGUUUCAACGGCGGAAGCCACCGUCACUAUCAAAGACGUCAAUGACGAGCCACCUUCCUUCAAUCAGCGGGAGUACAAUAUCGAAAUUCCCGAAAAUGUCCCCGAUGGAACUCCGCUUCCACAUUUGGACAUGACUGUCAAGGAUCCUGACGUGGGUUCAAAUUCCGCGUUCUCUCUGCGAUUAGAAGAUAUAACUGGUGCGUUCGCCAUUGAGCCGGCCCAGGCGACCGGAAGUACUUCGGUCAAUAUACGUGUGACCAACGGCUCCCUAGACUACGAGAAUCCCAACCAGAGGAAGUUUAUCAUUCUGGUGAUUGCAGAGGAACUACAUACAAAUCCGAAGCUAUCAUCGACUGCCACCGUAACUGUCGGGAUCGUCGAUGCUAAUGACAAUUCUCCUUCAUUUGCAAGUCCAACUUACACGGCUGUUGUGUCCGAAACUGCAGCCCCGGGGAGCUCAAUUGCGACAAUUACUGCCAAAGAUCGUGACAGUGGCCGAUUUGGAGUCGCCGGUAUUAUUUACCAAUUGAUUGGCCAAGGCGCUGAGCAUUUUGCCGUUGAUAAAAAGACCGGGAGCAUCACAGUUGCUCCCUGUCCAACUCCAGGAACAUCACCUUGUCUUGAUUACGAGGAACAAUCAGAGUACUUCCUAAAUUACAAAGCGACUGAUGACGAUGGUAAAGGUCAAACAACAAGUGUUUCUUUGAGAAUUGGCCUCUCUGAUGCAAACGACAGUCCUCCGCUUUUCCAACAGGCGAAAUAUCGAGCAGUCGUUGACGAGGGAGCUGAGAAAUUCGAGCCUGAAUUGAAAGUUCAGGCAAGGGACAAGGACAAGACAUCGAAAAUUUCCUAUUCUCUCGUUGACGGUAACGAGAAGGGUCUCUUCAACAUCGACCCGGACACUGGCGUAAUUUCUAUCACUAAGAAAGGUUCCGUUGCUGUCACGAAUUCUAGUCAGGACUGGAUUGCCCUUACAGUUCAGGCUAGCGACGGAGCUUUCACCGACAAUGCAACCGUAAACAUUACCGUCCGCGACGUUAACAACAACAUUCCUGUCUUUCCUCAUGAUCUUUACACCGCCAAUAUUCCCGAAUUAUCCAUGCCAGGGGCGAUCGUCGAAGAAAUAUUGGCUACUGAUGCCGACAGGGGCGUUAAUGCGGAACUGACUUACAGAAUUCAGAAAGGAGCAUUCGAUGACUUUGCAAUUAACGAGACAACUGGGAUAGUUACCGUAUCUCGAAAACUGGACUACGAUGAAAGAAAUACUUACCAUGUGGAAGUGAUUGCAUUCGAUGGUGGAACGCCAAGUUUGACAGGAACAACAACUUUGAUGAUCCACGUGGAAAAUAGCAACGACAAGCCACCUUAUUUCACUCCAGAAAUCCAAAGAGCCGAAGUAACAGAAGAUACAGCAAUCGGAACCGUCUUUACGACCUUAAAAGCCGUUGAUCCCGACAGUCCAAAGCCGGAAGCUUUAAACUUUGCGAUUUCAGAGCCGAUAACAGCAAUCGAUCGAAACGGUCAGCAAGUGAAUGCGAGUAUAGUCUCGUUUAAAGAAUUCUUCGCUGUUGAUAAAAAGACCGGUCAAAUUUCGGUUGUGAAACCUUUAGAUAGAGAUGUGGCAGCAACUGUGAGUGUCAAUGUCGUUGUUACGGAUAUAACAGCUCCGAGUUUACAGCAGGGAAAAGGCACUUUGGUAAUCACGAUUAUCGAUGUCAAUCAUCUGGCACCGGAAUUCGUAAAGCCCUGGACGAAAGAAGAUCCGAAUUAUUUAAUUGAAAUGCAAGAGGAACAACCGACUGGUGCUGUUGUGGGAGGUUUCACGGCCACUGAUGCUGAUAGUAAUAUUGCGGGAUAUGCGAUCGAACCUCCGAGUCCUUAUUUCAACAUCGAUAAUGUCACUGGAAUUGUGAGAACGAGUCAGAGGAUCGAUUAUGAAGAAACGAAACAGCUGGAGUUUACGGUAGUUGCUUACGAUUCUGGUGUUCCGCAACUUUCUUCAUCUGCGAAGGUGACAGUCACGGUAAUAAAUGUUAACGAUCAAGAUCCAAUCUUCGAACAAAAAUCUUACAACGCGUCAGUGGAGGAAAAUUCCCCACCAGGAACUCAUGUGACAGUUGUCAAGGCUGUGGAUGCCGAUGAAGGACCUUUUGGCCAAGUCAGUUACAGUCUGAUUGGAGAACACGCCUCGGAUUUCAAUAUCGGCCAUGAAACUGGAGAGAUCACCGUGGGAGCGGCAACAGUUCUCGAUCGAGAAAUGACUCCUGAAAUUACCAUAACUGUAAUGGCAAAUGAUGACGCUCCUUUGGAUUCCAGAAGGUCAACUACAGUUCCAGUCGUCGUGAAGUUGAUAGAUGUUAAUGACAAUAGGCCUAUUUUCUCCCAGCACAGUUACAGAGCUUCUGUUGCUGAGAAUCUUUCGGUUAAUCCACCUGCCCCAAUUUUGCAGGUGCGAGCAGUCGAUAAUGACGAGGGACUAAAUGGAGAAGUUAUAUAUACAAUAAUAGGAGGAAAUACAGACCAAUCUUUUGCCUUGAAUCCGGAAACUGGAAUUUUAUACCCAGCAGUUUCUCUCCUCGGUAGAACCGGUACUUACAGAAUAGAAGUCGAAUCCAAAGAUGGGAGUGGAAAAGGUCCACAUUCUGAUAAAUGUUACGUCGAUAUCAGAGUGAUAUCGGUCAAUCAACAUAAACCAGAAUUUAUCUUACCCGAAUUGCCAAAUGCUACAGUCGAAGUUCCUGAGAACGCGGGAGUGCCAAACUAUCUUGUAAUGACCGUCAAAGCAACUGAUAAGGAUCCUGGAGAAAAUGGAAAAAUAAGUUAUCAUCUGAAAGUUGGAAAUAAGAACGUCCAGGAAACGGAAGAAUUUGUAAUCAGUCAAGAAACUGGCGAGCUGCGUGCAAAGAUAAUUCUUGAUCGGGAAGUUAAGAACAAAUUCGAGCUUGUUUUAGUAGCAACUGAUCAUGGAAAUCCAACGGCCUACGAAACUUUGCGCUUACUCACAAUAUUAUUAGUCGAUACGAACGACAAUAUCCCUGAAUUCGAAGAUGAUUACACCUUCAAUGUGCCUGAAAAUAGGCCGAAGGAUUAUUUCGUGGGAAAAGUUGUGGCAGAAGAUAAAGAUGAAGGAAGACAUGCUAAAGUUUAUUAUUACGUCGAAGCUGGAAAUAUGGAUGGUGCAUUUUACAUCGACAAAUCUGACGGCAGUAUUUACACGAACAAAUCCUUUGAUCGCGAAAAGCGAGAUAGCUACGUGCUUUCAAUACUUGCAGCGAAUGAUCCAGAUCUCUAUAUUGAUCCCCGAGGCUCGAAUUAUCCGAACAAAAAUCCAGAGCAUGGCCACACAAACGUCACGAUAACUAUUCUCGACGAGAACGAUAAUCCUCCCGUCUUUGAGCGCAGCGAUUAUUACGCCGGAAUUAAUUCGAUGGCGAACAUUAAUGAAUUCGUGGCGAAAGUUACAGCCUCGGAUUUGGAUCUCGGGGACAAUGGAACACUUCAGUAUUAUGUACGCAGCGCGAAUCUCUACAAAUACGGAUCGGAGAGACCGAGUGGCUCGAUUGUUCCGAGUCCAUUCAACGUCACUCAGGACGGAAAAUUGGUCACCAGUGGAUAUAUGGCGGAAUAUAAUCAGGAUAGAUUUAUCGUCGAGGUUGUGGCACAGGAAACUGCUUCUCCUGUCCGAUUCACCAUUGCCAAAGUCCACGUUUGGGUCUUUGAGCCUUCGCAGCUGAUAAGAGUGAUUUUAUCUCGACCUCCGGAAGAAGUUCAUCGUGAAAGGGAUGAAAUCGUUGCUGAAUUAUCGAAUGCUACACAAAGUAGAGUUGUUGUGGAUGAUAUUAGAUAUCAUGUUGAUGGAUCUGGUCAUAUAAGAAGAGAUUGGUGCGACAUGUAUCUUCACGUUGUGAAUCAAAAGACGCAAACCAUUUUCCCGAUUUCACAUGUUCUGAAGGUCAUUGAUGCCAAAUACGAUUUCCUCAAACAUUAUUAUGCUGGUGUUGCCAUCGAGAAUGUUGUGCCGGCAUAUGCGGGAGUUCAGGAGGAACCUUUCGAUCCCGCUCUAGCUGCUUUGAUAGCUCUCCUAGUAGUUCUUCUAGUCGGUGCUGUAACAGUUACAGUCGUUUGUUGCUGUCUACGUCACUGGGUUAUCACUGUUCCAAAUGACAUCAGAAAGAAGGACGGUUUAAUCAAAAAGCAGAUCAUAGACGAGUUAAAUACAACAGAAAAUCCUCUCUGGAUCGAACAGAAAUUAAAGUUGUACGAAGAACAGGAGUUGACAAUGCAGGUAUUUAGUGAACCGGAAGGUGGUCUCGGAGCCGAGAGACGUGGAAGCAAUGUAAGUAUUGGCAUGGGCGAUACAUCUCAAGACAACACGUAUGCAACAAUUCAACAUCCGCUACCAACAAACAGGCAUCGUCCCACGACUCCUGAUUACACAACUCUCCCUGGAAAUCGCAACAUGUAUGAAGCUGCAAUGGGUUUCCAAGGUUCCACUUUCCAGCCAUCGGCAAAUGUAAUGCCACAACUCACUCUCGAUCGCGACGGCCAGCCCCAAUUUGUUUCUGGCCUCGUCUGAGAACUAAAUUCCACUUCCUCGUUCGUCGUGAGCUCUCCAUUCGCUUUCCAUUCUUCCUCCAUUUUUUUAUGUUUUUUUUUCGUAUGCGUUUUACGAAAAAAUAAAUAAAAUAAAAUAAAACGACUGCACUUACACGGUCGUGCCACUUUGACAAUAACCGGGUAGUAUGGUUAAUCUGCCGUGUAAGUACUUGCGUUCAAUUUUUCAUUAUUUACAUUCUCAGUUAAUUAUUCUGAGAAGACUGAGCUUCCAGAAAGUGUAGAGUGCUUCUAGAAAACAAUUGCAAUGAAUUCGAUGGCAUUUUUUCAUGUUUCAUUAGAGAAUUAAUGAAGAAAAUCUGCUUUUACCUUCGCUUAACAUUUUCGUCAAAUGGUUAUGCCCGAUAAGUAUUAGAAACUUUUCAAAUUUGCUUUUUCAAGUAUGUAAACUUUGAAGCAUAUUACAGUAAUUCAUCAUCACAGAAAUUCGAUCAUCUCUUUUUAUACGAAGUCAUCACUUUUGAGCGAAGGUGAAAUGCCAGUUUUAAGAGUGACUCAAACUGAGAAAGAUACGAGUUGAUAUUAAUGAAACCGUACGUAUACAUUCCUUGUAGCCAAUAUUAUGUACAUGUAUAUAUGUGUACGAUGCCAAACUGAAGUUUGUGAAAAGAGGAAGCAAAAGUGAAAGCUCAAAAGACAGUAUUCGUGAAACUGAAGCUUGGCACGACAAAUAUAUGUAUACAGGACUGUCCCAGUAACUGAUUUUUCUCGCUGGCACAAGUUUUUCUAGUUUGGAAACUUGAAAACUUUUGAAACUUGCGAAACUUUUACGAAAAGGGGAAAGCUUGACGUCGAGAGUGAAAGAGAAGAACAUAAAAAAAGUUGCACUAGAGAAAUUGAAUUCGCACAAAUUCGGCACCUCUUUUCUCUUUCACUCUUCGGCAUUUUUUGUCCUGGAAUUGAAUUGCGGGGCGAUAAUCAAUUUAAUCAGUUACUAGUGACAUCGGUAUAGUUAAAUGUGUAGAUUCCGUCCAGCCCAUUCUACUGUCCGAUUAUUUCCUCGUUAUGUAUAGUAACUUUACAUACUUUGCAAACGAAUAUGUUUAGUUAUAAAUUAAGUUAAAUAUAUAUAUAGUUAUAUAUUAAGUUAUGUUUUUUAUAACUGUGGUGAUCACUACCGAAUUAGGAAAAUAUCUACCGUUACUCAUUAGUCGUUACGUGCAUUGUUUAAUUGAAUAAAGAUUCAGCGUCUGUUUUAACCUGACAAAUCUGUGAUUGAAUCUUAUUAAGAAAGAAUAAUUAUUCGUUAAUUUAACUUGAACCUUUGGGUGAAACGAUGGGCGGAAAUAGUCAUAUCAUAGUUAAGUAAAAGGAUGUUGUCGUUCGCAUUGAAUCUCGAGUGCUAGUUUUUCAAGAGAGAAUCGAAACUAUUUCAAUUUUCCAGAAUCAAAGGGGCAAACUCAUUUUUUGAUGUUUUUUUGUCUUACUUUGUCACUUGUGCCGUCCCCGUUCAAAAGCGAUUCGCUUUCCGAAGGUUUCUGCGAACGGCUCGCACCGUACGAAUAGCUCAUACUCUAGUAAGUAAGACGAUCAUAUUAGAACAUUUAGUACAAUCCAUUGUCAUUAUAUUAUUGUUAGAUGGUUAUCAUUAUUAUUGGUAGUGAAGAAAUUGUCUGUUUCUUAAUCAUGAACUGAUUGUAAUAUUGUAACAUAUUUUAUGUAAGUGAUUAAUAUAAAAUAUUCAUACUGUA
Belonocnema kinseyi is the source of this 7977-nucleotide messenger RNA. It is a transcript of the gene Cad87A, whose product is annotated as cadherin-87A. The transcript has 25 exons. Bases 618 to 6248 code for a protein of 1876 amino acids. NCBI's taxonomy places the organism in Eukaryota, Metazoa, Arthropoda, Insecta, Hymenoptera, Cynipidae. Gene Ontology annotation, cellular component: plasma membrane; catenin complex. The record is from RefSeq and is a predicted model, not a curated record. Gene Ontology annotation, biological process: homophilic cell-cell adhesion. Gene Ontology annotation, molecular function: cadherin binding; calcium ion binding.